Gadus morhua (Atlantic cod) is the source of this 1762-nucleotide messenger RNA. RefSeq names its product solute carrier family 19 member 3b (gene slc19a3b). The record is from RefSeq and is a predicted model, not a curated record. The coding region runs from base 208 to 1653 and encodes 481 amino acids. Gene Ontology annotation, cellular component: plasma membrane. Gene Ontology annotation, molecular function: vitamin transmembrane transporter activity. NCBI's taxonomy places the organism in Eukaryota, Metazoa, Chordata, Actinopteri, Gadiformes, Gadidae. The transcript has 8 exons. Gene Ontology annotation, biological process: transmembrane transport; vitamin transport.
UGCACGAAGAUUCCUUAUCUUUCCAUCAAAUACGCCUGUUAUUCUGAACUUCAGAGGUUAAAGUCCUCAAACAAACCUGGCCAUUUCCAGACAUACAGAAGUGAGAAUGCACAGAUAUCUAGGUUCUUCUCUAGGCUGCUUCUGUUUGAAACAAAGCAAAAAACGUCGGACUCAUCCACUCUUAUAGACCAGGAAGAUAGAUCUAGCAUGAUGCACGUACUGCCUAAGCUUAGGUCUUCUGGUUGGGUAUAUCCCACUGCAAUCCUCUGUUUCUACGGAUUCUUUGCAAACUGCAGAGUUGCCGAGCCUUUUCUCACCCCAUACCUCAUUGGUCCUUACAAAAACAUUUCUUCAGAAGUGGUGACCAACUACCUGUUCCCCAUCUGGACGUACUCCUACUUGGCCAUCCUGUUCCCAGUCUUCCUGCUGACCGACCUGCUGCGGUACAAGCCCAUUAUCAUCGUCCAGGGGCUCUUCCUGGUCACCAAUUAUGUGCUGCUCUGCUUCGCCCCCGGCCUGCCUGCCAUGGCGUUCCUCCAGGUGAAUUAUGCUGUGGUGACCUCCACAGAGGUGGCCUACUUCUCCUACAUCUACAGCAUGAUACCUCCUGAAAAGUACCAAAGAGCUACGGGCUACCUUCGUGGUGCAAUGCUGACCGGAUACACUUUUGGAGCCAGCCUUGGCCAGCUUCUCAUCUCCGUAGCAGGGGUGGACUACUUCUACAUCAACGCCAUCACUCUGGGGAUCGUCAGCGUGGCCUUUCUGGUGUCCUUCUGGCUGCCCAUGCCCCAGCGGGGGGUGUUCUUCAAAGGGAACAGGGCAGUCACCGGCCACUCCCAGCCACAGCGGGCAGAGGGGACGGGGAUGAAGGGGGCUGGAGACCAGGCUGUGGUCGUGACACCGCAUGGAGAGAAGGACCGGAGCGGGGGAUUGUGCGCCAGGGAUGACAUCAUUCACACUGGCAGACAGCUCUGGAGAAGCUUCCGAGAGUCCUACUCAUCCAGACAGGUGAUCUGCUGGUCCUUGUGGUGGGCCCUGGCCACGGCUGGCUACAACAUGGUCUUUAACUACGUUCAGCUGAUGUGGGACCACAUUGAGCCGUCCUCAACCUCGUCCGUCUACAACGGGGCCGUAGAGGCUGUCUGCACCCUCGUGGGGGCUGCCGCAGCGUUCUCGGCGGGCCACGUCAAGGUGACCUGGACCGUGUGGGGUGAGUUGGCCCUGGGGAUGUUCUCGUCUGUGGGCGCGGGGGCAGUGUUCCUCAUGGGACUCACCACCAGCAUCUGGGCGUGCUACGCUGGCUACGUGAUAUUCAAAGCCUCCUAUAUGCUGCUGAUCACCAUCACCACGUUUCAGAUCGCAUCGAAUCUCUCCAUGGAAUGUUACGCGCUGACGUUUGGAAUCAACACGUUUGUAGCCCUUUGCCUGCAGACCAUUCUGACCGCCAUCGUAGUGGAUGAAAAAGUGCUUGGGCUGGAUAUCGUGACGCAGUUCAUCGUCUAUGGUAGCUACUAUGGUGCCAUUUCAGUGGUCUUCCUGACCAGAGGGAUAUACACAGCAAGCGCACAUGCUCGUUGCCCUGGACAAACCGAUACUAAGGAACCAAAACCAGAGCCCAGUGUGGACAUUCUCAAUGCUGAUGAACGCUUUUGAUAUGAGCCGAGGGUCUCAUAAGCCACUGCCAAAACACUGGAAAACAAGAGCGGCUACCUUGCUAGAUACCUUUUUAAUGUGGAAUAUUUAACUGGGUCCUAUAUGUUCU